Molecule: messenger RNA, 2215 nt
Organism: Cutaneotrichosporon oleaginosum
Lineage: Eukaryota; Fungi; Basidiomycota; Tremellomycetes; Trichosporonales; Trichosporonaceae
Source: RefSeq, a predicted model, not a curated record
CGCCUCUCCUCCCCAUCCUCGUCGUCGUCGUCUUGCUCUCCAUCCAUCGCCCUCUGCUCUCCGCUCUCUGCUCCCCUCCCGUCUGUCUCGGGCCGCAUCGCAUCGCCCUUGGCCUGUAGACGGUUGCCUCCCUUUUCCUCGCUGUCGCCCGCCACUCCCUCGGCCUCUCGAUCCGUCAAGCCACCCGUGGACACCCCAUCGUCUGCUCGUCCGACCUCUGCUCGCUGAAUCUUGGCUUGAAUCAGCCAUCUUGCAUUCUUGCUCUCUCGCCACUCAAUCACGCGUCGUCGCCAUCAUCCCCAGCCUCACUGUAGCCCCAAGUCUCUCGCCUCGCUUCGAUCCAUCCCCCCACCACACACAACCUCAACUUCUUGCGGGCGGCUCCGGAAUCCUCCCCAAGCUCCACUCGCGUCUCGCUUGAUCGUUCGCUUCUUGCCUCUUCAUCCCACUCUCUCUCUCUCUCUCUCUCUUUCUCGCUGCCCCCACCAUGUCCUACUUCACAAUGGUCGGCUCAGAGUUCGACCUCCCUCAUCCCACUCUCUCUCGACAUCCCCCUCGCUUCUACAUCCCAGAUCGCUCAGAGUACUCGCCAGGCCCAGCAACAUCAGUCUUUGGCCGAGAGCCAUUCUCCAUGCACUCGCGCAUGCCCUCCAUCUCCACCACCCCAUACUCGGGCCACUCGACACCCUACCACGCCGAGUCCUUCUACGGCUCUGGCUCGCGAUCCUCCAUCGCCGCACUCCGCCACGCCCUCCACACCUAUCACCGUCACGCGCAGGGCGGUCCCCUCACGCCCCAGCAGCAGAUUUCUCGAUCAGGUCAUUCUCGCGCACCCGGAGGACAUCGCGCCGUCGGAGGAAGCGCGGGCCUCGUUGGCGGCGGUGGUGGCGGCGACUCGAGCCCAGGAGAACCGGCUGAACUGGGUGACCCAACCGCAUCGCUCUCAGCCGACCUCUGGGGUCGUGUCGGUAAUGAGCCGCUCGAUGCACUCGUCGACAUCCACAGGGUGCUGUAUCGUGGUGGAGAAGAUCCAGCAGACCACAGCGCUCCUCCAUGGGCCGAGCAGGGGCGGGAAGUCAAGCGCGUAAUGGAGCAGUGGUUCGAGGGCGACUGCGUUUAUGACCAUCCGCUCGUCCGGCUUUCUUCGCGCCAGUCCGUGCUCACUCACUUUGCACUCCUCCAGCUCCUCUCCACCGCCUACCUCCCCUCUUUCACCCCAUCCUCCCUCCUGCUCCACGCACGGUCUCUCACUUCAAGAGUGCGCUCAGCUCUCCUCGGCGUCGACUACCUGACCUCUCCAUCUGUCACUGCGCGUGACAAGCGCGCCGUUACUGACCCAAUCGACGAGUGGUUGGCGUCGGCGGGCCAGCAUCAUGGUUCCGUGAUGAACCGCAACAAUGCCGAUGACGGGUGGUGGAAGCUCUGGGAUGUGUCCGCCGAGUGCCGCGACAUCGGUUGCAUGGAGUGUUAUGAAGGAUACCACAUUGCACUGAUUGACCAUGUCAUCUCCCUUACCCUGUUCCCCGCGAUAAUCAAGCGCCCGCUCAACAACCUGACGCCAAUGCAGUCAUCCGACUCGCUUAUGCCCGCGCCACAGCGCGGCUUCAUACUUCGCCUAGCCGAGUCCGUGCUGCGCGAAUUCGACUUCCUCCUACACUGGGAUCUCCCCGUGUCGACGAUCAUCGAGUUCAACGAGGUCGGCAAAGCGACGCAUGUCCGCGAUGUCGUAGAUGUGCGCGACGUAAUCGACACCUUUGUACCAUUUGCCAAGCGCUUCAGCUGGAUAUCUCGCCGGUUAACGGGCAUGUUCACGUCCGCUGUCGGCAGCGUGGCGCUCACCCUGUUGCCAGGCCACCAAGUGAUAUUUGGCGACCCGAUCCGCGUCGGCGACGCGAAAGCCAUGAUCCGUGAAGUGGAGGAAGAUGCCGACGGCAGCGGGCACGGGUGUGGCCACAAGCACAAGCACCACCUCGGCUCGGCGAUCGCGCUGAGCACGACAGUCAAGGCGUCCGACGUCAUGUUUCCCGAGCACCCGCGCUUCGGCGCCAACUCGCUCGGGCUGCACGGCGUAAACGACGACGCGCCCGAGACGCUCACGUCGCCGUCGAUGGCGCCGGACGUCGACGGCUCGCGCUCAGACGCGUAGCAGUAGCAUUGCAUCUCUAUUCCCGUUGUACACGUCUACCCAGUUGUCUAUGCAGAUGUUGUGUAUUGA